CAAAUAACUAUGAACACCGCGUCCUCUAGCUGUCUCUCUCUCUCUACUCUCUACUUCACUCUCUCUCUCUCUCUCUCUCUUCGUGAACCCUUCUAAUGGCUUCUUCCAAGGAUGGUAAUCAAGCUUCAUUUGGAUCAAAAAGGUCUCGUAAUGAUGUUUCACGAAAAGACGGAGACUGGACUUGCGCUAGUUGUGGGAACUUGAAUUUUUCUUUUAGAACUGUUUGCAAUCGGGGACAUUGUGGUGCUCCAAGAACACCUGUAACUCCGGCCGUCCAAGUUACGAGUCCAUAUAGAAAUGAUCAUCCUCACUUCUACUAUGGAGGUGUUGCGGCUCCUCCACCGAUGUAUGGUAUGCCAAGCAGUUUUGGUUCACCGAUACCACAUUCUGGUCUACAGUAUGAUUAUGGUCUUUAUCCUAGGCCUCGUGUAUCUUAUAGUCCAGUACAGUCAUUCCCACCUGGAAGUUUUGGAGGUAUUGCUUAUAGUCCAAGGCCUAAAAUCAAUCCCUACGGCUAUGGCUUUCAAGUUCCUCCUCCAUGGGAUGCAGGGCUAAUGACAGAUAAUUAUGCAUCUCGGAAACGUCGUGGAGGGCCAGAUGGUUUAUCCGAAGGGGACUGGAUUUGUCCGAAAUGUGACAACAUCAACUUUGCCUUUAGAACCAAUUGCAACAUGAAACACUGUGGAGCUGCCAGACCUGGCCAAAGCCAAGCAAAUACAAGUAUUCCUGAAGGUAGCUGGACUUGUAAACAAUGCGGUAAUCUGAACUAUCCGUUUCGAAGUGUAUGUAACAGGAAAGACUGUGGAAGUGAGAAAACAGCCUCUGCCAACUAAUAUAUCACAAUAUUGUGUGUAUAUAUAUACACACACCACAUCUAUGGUCCAGCUGUUUUAAGGGAAAAAUUUUGGAUUAGGAAUAGGAAACUUGACAGCUGUGGAUUUUAAGGGAAGAUUUUCCAUGAGGAUCAUUUUGGCCUAGUUGUUGAGGACAAUUUAUUUUUUUAAUUAAUAAUGGUAUUUUAUAUGAGAAAUAUGCUAAGAAUUAAGCUGGAUUAGAUCAUUAGACAUUUGGAUUCUCAUGGCAAUCAUUGCUAGGUUAUUUUGUUUUGAUUCUUUUGGAAGUUACAUUGUCAUUGAUUCUCUUAGAAAACACAAUCUGAAUUGGGCGCACUCGGGUUGGGUCAUAGGGGAAAAUACAGAAUCUUCAUUGUACAACCCGACCCAUUAUGAACGAUAUGAUUGGGUCGGGUUAACCCAUCCUAUCACCACCCUUAUAUCUGUGAUUUAUUUUAACUGUUUUUUCAAAUAAAAUUAGCAAAUGGGACCUGUGCUAA
Cicer arietinum (chickpea) is the source of this 1333-nucleotide messenger RNA. RefSeq names its product ranBP2-type zinc finger protein At1g67325-like. NCBI's taxonomy places the organism in Eukaryota, Viridiplantae, Streptophyta, Magnoliopsida, Fabales, Fabaceae. The record is from RefSeq and is a predicted model, not a curated record.